This is a messenger RNA of Synchiropus splendidus (mandarinfish), 6928 nucleotides long. RefSeq lists its product as uncharacterized. Lineage: Eukaryota; Metazoa; Chordata; Actinopteri; Syngnathiformes; Callionymidae. The transcript is spliced from 5 exons. The record is from RefSeq and is a predicted model, not a curated record. The coding region runs from base 5817 to 6530 and encodes 237 amino acids. Gene Ontology annotation, cellular component: cytoplasm.
CACGAGAGACGUGAAGAAGAGGCUGCUACGGCAGGAAGCAUCGAGAAAAGUUCAAUAUUAAAGGUGGUAUCGUCCCUGACCUUGGCAGCACAGCUGAUUCUCAUCCUCUGCCCCGCAAAGCCUCUGUCCCUUCCAGGCCACAUCUGGAAAGAACAGCCUGUUCCCACCGUUUCUCUUUGUGUCCGGCAGAGAGCGCUGUUCGUCCAAACGCUAUUGAGUGCGCGUGACCCCACGUGACGGCCGCCGACCACGUGAGCUGAUCAUUAUGGGAUGCCUGCUGCUGCUGCCGGGACCUCCCGGCGGGGCGGUGCCAGCAGGAAGUCGUCAGGUGAGGAAGGCUCUUUCGUGAUUCGUUUCCUGAUAAAGAGCAAUGACAUUUACACGAACGCCGCCAGUGACUGACUUCUAAACAUUUGAGGGCCUAACAUGUCUUUAUCCUGCUGACUCAAGGCCACGUUUCCCUUCGUAAGCAUCUUGUUGAUGUGGAUUUCAGUGCCAGUGCCGUCUGUCAGACCCACGGUUCACGUGACGUCCCUCAUCGUCACUACAACUCUUUACGUCUGUGGCUGAGGAGCACCGUAACUCAGCCGGUGUCUUGGCUUUUCUCUUGACUGACUGCAGUGUUGUGUCUGACGCUGUGAGGUGACGGACAUGUCUUGUUAGGAAACAAUCACAGCUCCUGUUUGCUAUAACUGAGUCGGUUCUCCGCUCAUACAGCGUGUGGUUAAUACACUGGAGGACAACGCCGGAUGACGAGAUGAAAGGAUCCUGUUUGAAAUGAGCCAGAGGUACGUGAGGUCGCUGAAAAGGACGGCCUUUGUUUUGAAGCACAUGAUCCCCAGAUACUGAGGGUGUCCUGACAGGGUUGUUUUGUUUUGGGCCCAACUCCGGUGUUUCAAAGAAAUGACAAUUCAGUAGGCAGAAGCAGUCGGUGCAGUCGCCUCCAUGAUAGUAAUGGAACAUUUUGGGCCAUCAUGCCGCGCUGAUUAGACUCUCAGUACGACCUUCAGACACAGAGGUCGCUCCAUAUUUGUAUGACUCCCGGUCCUGGAACCAGACCUUUAGCCUCGUGUCAAACAGUGACACACUGAGACAAACACGUCUGCUAUCACUGCCACACCGGUUUGGGGAGACACUCGGGUAUUGACAGAUUGGCCAAGUUUCAUUUUGCGUAAGAUUGUUCACUGGACAGUUAGGGCUGUUUGUUUGGGCAGACAACAUUAUAUCACACGGUUUUAUACAUAUAUAUACAGUAUAUGUUGAGAGAAGUACUUGUCGCCUCAUAGAAUGAGUUGAGUCGAUGUUAGAAUUUCAUUUCGAAAAUUUUUUUUAAACACUUCUUGUUUGUUUUGUUUGUUAAAAGAUUUUAAAAAGAAGUAGUUGUACAACCCAGUAAAAGAUCUGAUCAAAGCAGCGAUGAGAUGGAAUUGUUGUUGUUACAAUAAUCCUGAAGUAAGGUCACAGGCUCAGUCCCUUCUUGAGUCAACGCUGGGUUUUGACUGAACCUGUGUCUGCACAUGCUCUUGUGUGGGAUUCCCCCGGACACUCCAGUUUCCUCCCACAGUCCAAGAAUGUACUCUGGUCACUUAGUUACUUGAAAUUGAUAUGAAGCGCCAGUGUUUUUUUGUGUGGGGCUUCCUGCUCAGAUAAUAAAACAUUGAAGAAUUUCUUGAACAUUCUGUAAUACAGAGGACAAAAAUCAUGAAUUAAUCAAUUAAUCAACUCCCCCCCCCCCCCAUAACACACAUCAUGUCUGUACUAAAAUCUUCACCACUUGCAAAAGUCAUCUUUUUAAUGUACUUGUUUUUUCAGAUGUUUCAUGAAUAAAUCUCAAACCAAAUGGUCAAAGACUGAAAUAAGACUAUUGAUAGUGAUUUUGCUGAUCUGGUGAUAGACUCCAGAGACAUCGUGUCCCAUUAAACUCUGAACCUAAUUUUAAGUCAGGAGUUGUUGUGGAGAGCCAUCUAAAGUGAAGUGUAUUUAAUUUCAUUGACGAUUUUAGGCUGUUCUUCCCUUGCUCUGUUUGAGUAGACCUCGGCCCUUUGACUGCGAUUAAAACCUAAAACCCUUCUUUAGAAAUGUUCCCAACAAUGGACACAUUUAUCUUGUGCUUUAUAUAUGUUUCAAUUUAAAAUGUCACUUUUCCAUUUGCAUUUGCUCUUUUGACACUAUUUUUCAUUGUAGCUUGAGUUUAUUUUGUUUUUGUUAAGGCUUAUUAAGCAGAUUAGGACAAACACAAAAUCACGCAGAGAUCAAGAGAAAAAAAAAACGUACCAAAUCUUCUAUCAUACUGCCAUACAAUGUACUUCCUGUUUCCCAGAGUUGCAUCGUUCAUGUUCAUGGGGCCAUUAAUCAUUAAGUAGGCCGGCAAUCCACUUGAGAUGAGCAAGUGAUUGUUCACCCUGAGCAGUCCAUCGCCUUAACCACUCGGCCUCCUCGUUACCCCUCGCUAAAGUCAGUGAUGGUGCCACUCAUGUGGAGGAGCAGUGGCUCCGCUUUGAGUCCACCCCAGACGGCCGAGCUUCUGUUUUCAUAAACGAUGAUGUCGGUGCUCGCCUUCACUUCGUCUGGGCCCUUUAGCUUACUGCGACCUGUGUUAUUUUAAAAAUGGUCACUUCCCAUACCGGGAGUCGAACCCGGGCCACCUGGGUGAAAACCAGGAAUCCUGACCGCUAGACCAUAUGGGACACUGCUCAUGAGUCCGCAUGCCUGUUGUUGUGAUGGAUCCAGUUAUUAAAAAAUAGACACAUGCAAACAACAAUCAAGUGGUUCAACGAGGAAAUGGUUAUGCGUCAGCACUGCUGGAAUAAACUUGAAUGUCAACCACAGUAAUAACAAUUGAAAUAUUGAAUAAAGUCCAAUAAUUAACUUCCUUGUUUCUUCUAAUUACAGCAUUGUUUCAAUCGACUAUUUAAUGAGUUAUCGAAUAAUCUAAAAACAAGAAUAUUUAAUACCAUUAUAGUUAGUACAAGAGUCAUCUCUAUCUAAAUAUCUGAAAUCUAAGUCCUCAGAUGUGAAUGCGCUCGCGACACAGUAGUACUAAUAUGAGCAAGUUUCCUUGGUGGGGUUUGGAUGUGAACAUCCUUUUACAGCAGUAUUGUCAACAAGAAAAACGCAACCAAUUUCCAAAUGAUUUCCCUGCAUGUAUUUAACUGUAACAAAUGAAAUAAACAUCAAAGCAGGGAACAAAGGCACUGAGCUCCAUUGGCCCGAGCUACUGUCACACAGAGGGCACCUGAAGAAGAGGCCGCAUGGCAGAGAAGGAGUGAGAAGCCCUCACGUUAAACCUGAUGUAUUACAGUGAUUCACUUGUAUGUGGUGUGCUGAAAGGUCAGAAUGUCCAGUUUGUGGCUGUGUGAACAAACCUACAGAACACCACCAAAAUCAAGGCCCAUUUCCAAUCAGAACGUUUAGAGGUUUCAUUCCAAUACAGCCAUUGUUUUUCGAGUUAUUCCUCAAACAGAGCGAACCUCAUAACAAAGGCAUUCAGCUCAUGAAGUUGGAAGCUUGCCAGCUUACGGUUGCCACGUCAUUGACAGAGGAAUUUUGUGGUUGCACUUGUCGUCCGUGGUGGUGUUGUGUAACUUUGUGUGAAAUGAGAGUUAGAAAAGAAAGAACUCUUUUUUUCCUUCAUCAAGAGUUGCUCGUCGUGGUGCCACUAAAUGUAAAUGUAAAUAUUGACAACAGUGUGAAACACAUUUUUGUGUGCGCGUGUGUGUGCGCGUGCGCGUGUGUCCAACCCACUCCUGCUCAGUAGAAAUGCAGUGGAGCCGAUCCUGCCUUCCACCUCUACCUCCCCACCAACACACGCUCACGUCGCAGCGGUCUCGCUCUCAGGGGAAACUCUGCUCACUGGUGAGUCCACUCUCUUUCUCUCUGUUGUGAUUCUGCUCUCGUCCGUUCCAUUCAUCACCUCUUAUCUUCCUAUUGGGGAAGCAGACUCAUCUGUUCACUGAGCAAGAACCUGCUGCUUGAUUCAUAAAUGCAGCCAUAAUCAAAUCAUCCGUUUUAUUUGUUGAACCAGGGGAUGAAUUAAAGAUCAAUCUCCUGUUUUUUGUUGCUGCAGAAGAGCGAGCGGGUGCUCAUUAAUCUGUGAAGGAGGGGAGCUGUGUUUGAACUGGUCCUGCUGGGACUUUGUUUAAGAAACUUAAAAGCGGAUGGUUUCUCUUCCUGAGUGUCCAGAAGCAGUCGGGUAAAGACCAAUUACAAGUCACAAUAAGUGACAUUAGCAACCUGACUCAAGUAGAGCUCGUGAUCAUGGAGGUGACUGAAGUGAGGGGUCGUGAUGGGCCCACUCUGGACCUCCUCUCCAUCACCUCCUUCAAGCCAGCUCUGCCUCACUGGUGGGCCUCACUCUGCACACAGUUCAUGCUCGUGCUGUGAAGAGUGCAGUUCCAGGACUGGUCCGUGCUCUUUUACACUUCUGUAAGUGAAGGAGCGCGUGUGAGGAACACUGAGGGAUCCUGAUCCCUGCUCAUUUCUACGCUGAAGAAGAGGCAAAGUACUCAUGUAUUAGGAGCAGGUGACGUGAAUGACGUGACUCAGAUAUUCAGCACUAAAAUGGUUUGUCGUCAACUUCAUGCUUCUCUAGGUGGAGCUGUUAAUGUGUUUGUAGCUGAGCUGCCGCUGACCUCCAGUCAGUCAGUGGUUCACGUCCAGCCGCUGCUUUCAAAAAGUUUUGGAGGCGGAGUCUUGUCUUGUGUGUUUUCAAACCUGCGCAGCCGUUAACUCUGCCGGACGCUUCCUGAGAUACGAGUGAGCCAGCGACGCCACCGAGUCACGUUGGUUGAUAAGCAGCCAGAGAGGGGGUGUGUGUGUGUGUGUGUGUGUGUGUGUGUGUGUGUGUGUGUGUGUGUGUGUGUGUGUGUGUGUGUGUGUGUGUGUGUGUGUGUGUGUGUGUGUGUGUGUGUGUGUGUGUGUGUGUGUGUGUGUGUGUGUGUGUGUGUGUGUGUGUGUGUGUGUGUGUGUGUGUGUGUGUGUACGGACACUCCUCUGAUGUUGUUCAUGCUUGACCCUACAUGUGGGUCAACUCCAUAUUUCUAGUGGUUGUGUUUGUGGCUUUUCACAUUAGAGGUUAUGCGUCUGGGUGUUUGGUUGUUUUCCGAUGGUGUGUGUGUGUACCUGGUUGAUCCUCAUUUGUAGGGACCAAGUUGAGCCUCAAUUCGAGGAUGGAGACUUUAAAAUAAUUGGGUCAUUGUGAUGAGGUUAAAGUUUGGUUCAGAGUCCUGGUGAAGUUUAGCCCUUUGUUUUGGAUGGCUAAGUUAAGGGUGAGAGGCUGGGGAAAGGCUUGUGUAAAUGAGCAGACCCCACAGAGAUACUAUACAUGUGCAGUGUUUACUCCCUGCUGUAGACACUUUUAUUAUCAACACACACAUAUAUACUUGUACCGGUGUACAUGUGGGGACCUCUCAUUGCCAGGACCCUUUCCCCAGCCUCUCACCCUAGAUCUAACCAUCCAAAACAAAUGGCUAUACUUAACCAGGACUCUAAACCAAACUGUAACUUCAUUUUAUAACCCUGAAAUUCAGGCAUAACACACACACGCACUCACAUCUUCCUACACAUCCCUCACAUGUAUUCAGCGUUGUCUCAUGUGUCUUUUGUUGCAUGAAAUGACAUAAUGAAGCUCAGCUAAACGACCCAGACGCACCAGAACCCGAGCAGAACCUGACACACUGGACUGAGGAGGCGCUCUUAAGAGAAGGGAACCUGAGGAGGAAACGGAGCCUUCACUUCUUUGCUCCUGAAACUCGAGCCACUGAGUUCAGAGCCCGAGGAGCUGACCGGUGUCUCUGCUGACCGGACCACGGAUCAAGAUGUUGGCCAAAAUCCUGGAGGAGAUGUGGGUGGAGCCGGCGCUGCUGGAGGCUCUGAGCGAGGAGCAGAAGAGAAUCCUCUUCCUGAAGAUGAGAGAGGAGCAGGUGCGGCGCUGGAGAGAGAGGGAGCAGAGAGAAGGGCCGGACGUCUGCAGCAGACCCAGGAAAGAGGCCAGGAAACACGUGAGCUGGCUCCUGGGUGGAGAUGGUGAGGUCAGCGUCAGCGUGAUCGGAGAGCUGGACGAGCUGCAGGCCGCCCGGCCGCUGCAGAGACACGCUCACAGCAGGUGUCACUCUGACAAAGGAACCGUUGCACCUCCUACACAGCAGAGAGACCGGAGCCGGCGCAUGGCGCUGGCCCUGACCUCUGUGUCACAGGUGGAUGACCCGGGCGAGGACAGCGACAGCGAAUCCGGCAGCAGCUCGGACAACCUCGGCGACUGGCCUCCUCUCCACAGGCCCCGUCUUAGUCACCAUGGCAACACGGCGCCGCUCAAAGCUCCUCUGUCAGAGGCAGAGCUGGUCGGCUCCGAGGACAGAGGUGAGGGAAGGAGAGGAGUUCAGAACACCUGCCGGGACAAUCGACGUCUUGCUCUGUUCAGAGAGAAUCCGCUAAUGGAACCGUCAGCUGUCAACAGAUUGAUGCAGAGGUAUUUCACUAAGAUGACUGACCCGUAUUUGACCAAUGUUUCCCCCAAACAUCCUCUCCUUUAGAUGACACACUGUUGGAUUUCUAAUGCAGCAACAGCAGAAUGUUAGACAGACGGAACAGGAAAACCCGUCCCGUCUGUGCCUGCUGUGUCGUUCAGAAGCCGCUGGCCUGCAGAGGAGCAAUGUGUGGCUCAGCUGAGGAGGGCCUUCACCACUGACCCUCGCUCGCUCCCCUCCUCCACCUCCGCUCCCUCCGCUGGCCGGACCCGUCAGACCUGCUCAUCCACUAGCCCCGCCCCCUCCCAAGCUCCCCACUUCAGCCCCAAACAGAGCUGCCCGACUGAAUUCCAAAUGAAAACCUGCAGGCCACUCAUCCUGUUUAUGUACAGACUGUAUUUUAAUACUUUGAUUUGAAUGCAUGUUCCACUGCAUCCACUGUGAAAUAAAGAUUUUUAAUAUGA